This is a messenger RNA of Mesorhabditis belari, 441 nucleotides long. NCBI's taxonomy places the organism in Eukaryota, Metazoa, Nematoda, Chromadorea, Rhabditida, Rhabditidae. The record is from the annotation of a GenBank genome assembly.
AUGCGCGAUUUGUACGUGAAAUCGGGACAAGGCUUCGUUCUCAUUUACUCGGUCGAGGAUCCUCAUUCUCUUCGCGAUCUUUUGCCCAUUUAUCGCCUCAUCACGCAUUUGAAACAAGGACAAACGGUUCCAAUGGUGAUCGUGGGUAACAAGAGUGAUCUACACACACAAAGAGCCAUUCCCACUGAUCACGGGAAAAAUUUAGCUAGAGAGUGGGGUUGCUCAUUCUACGAGGCGAGUGCUAAGCUCAAUCACAAUGUCCAAGAGAUUUUCACGGAUGUUUGUCGACAAAUCGAACGAUGGCGGUUGAGUCAAGGGCCAGUUGUGAAGAAAAGAACCCUCCGAAUCCCCGGGUCACGACCCGACAGUGACAAGAAACGAUAUGGGAAAAACCGUUACACAUCACAAGCAGAGAAGUCCACGCCUUGUUGCUCAGUGAUG